GCUGAGGGGGCGCCCUCGGGGCGGGGGAAGGGGCGCUCUGCCGGGCGCGCUCUCUACUGAGCAUGCUCAGUCGAGGGUCCGCGCGUGGGCUCCGGCUAGGGGCGCACCCCCAGCGCCGUGCCAAGGGAGAGGACGCGGGGAGUCUCCCCUGGGGACACUAUGGAGAAGUACCAGAUUUUGGACCAGCUGAGUCCUGGGGCCUUGGGGAUGAACCUGGUGGUGGAGAAAACAGAAAACAAAGUAAAGUACGUGAUAAAGCAGGUGGAGUGUAUUGAUGAGCAUCAGGCCAACGAGGCCUUGGAGGAGCUGACGCCGCUGUUGAAGCUCCGGCACGCCCACAUCUCCAUAUACCAGGAGCUGUUCAUCAUAUGGAACAGUCAGGUCUCCUCUCUGUUCCUCUGCCUGGUGAUGGAGUACAACCAUGGAAGCUUCCAGAAGGUCAUUGAGAAGAAGAGGGAGACAAAGACAAUCAUUGACUCCGAGUGGAUGCAGAACAUGCUGGACCAGGUGUUGGACGCUCUGGAAUACCUGCACCACUUAGAUAUCAUCCACAGGAAUCUCAAGCCCUCCAACAUAGUCCUCAGCAGCAGCAACCACUGCAAAUUACAGGACCUGAGCUGCAACACGCUGAUGAUGGACAAAGCCAAGUGGAACAUCCGCGCGGAGGAAGACCCUUGUCAGAAGUCCUGGAUGGCGCCCGAGGCCCUCCGCUUCUCCUUCAGCCAGAGAUCUGACGUCUGGUCCCUGGGCUGCAUCAUCCUGGACAUGGCCAGCUGCUCCUUCACAGACAAAACAGAAGCCAUGCUUCUGAGAAAGUCCCUCCGGACCCUCCCGAAUGGCCUGAGGGGCGUCCUGGAGACCCUGGAGGAGAAGAAGAUCCCCAACGCGGAAACUUUCGGUUCCCUUUUGCCUUUGAUGCUGCAGAUCAACCCUUCGGAGCGAAUAACAAUCAGGGAAGUGAUACACAUCACCUUUGUGGGCAGCAACUUCAGGUCCUCCAGCAUCGCUCUGUCACCACACUGGCAGCUGAUGCCUGACUCAGUCACCGACCUGCUGCUAGGGGGCAGCAUCGCCAGCAUCAUAGACGUCAUGCAGAACUUCUCCGGCAGACCCGAAGUCCAGCUCAGAGCCCUGAAGAGGCUCCUGAAGAUGCCUGAAGAGCAGCUAGGUCUGCCAUGGCCGACAGAACUGGUGGAGUUGUUGACCGCCAUCAUGAAGCAACACGAGAGGAUCCUUGACAUACAGCUGCACGCCUGCUCCCUGCUGCUGCGCACCCUGGGCCAAGCACUGGCACAGGACCCCGCGGCCGAGGUGCCGAGUGAGAGCUCCGUCGUCUCCGUCCUGCUGAGCUGCCUGCGGAUUCAUCCCGAGUCAGAGCAGCUCCUGGUCACGGUCUACAGCGUGCUCGCCAUCAUCUCCAGCCAGGAAUCGGCCUCAGAGGAGCUCCAGGAGGCUGGGCUGUUCGAGCAUAUCCUGGAGCACCUGAGUACCUUCCCCACAAACAGGGACAUCUGCAUCAACGGCCUGAACCUGCUCUGGGCCCUGAUGGUGGAUGCCGUCAUUGUGAACAAGACCCCCUUGGAGAGAGCCCCGGUCCUCAUCGCUGAGGUGCUGGCCGCCCACCCCACGGACGCAGAGGUGGCUGAAGCCGGCUGCGCGGUCUUCUGGCUGCUGUCCUUGUUAGGCUGCAUAAAGGAGCACCAGUUCGCAGAUGUGGUGACGCUGUUCCUCCAAAGCAUCCGGCUCUGCCAGGACAGAAUCCCACUGGUGAACAAUGCCUACCGGGGACUGGCCAGCCUCGCAAAGGUGUCCGAGCUGGCAGCGCUGCAGGUGGCAAUGCCAGAGGAGGGCGGCGGCGGCCUCAGCCUCAUCCGGGAGACGUACCGGCUGUACAAGGAUGACCCGGAGGUGGUGGUGAACAUCUGCAUGCUGCUGGCCCACCUCACGUCCUACGAGGAAAUCCUGCCCGAGCUGCGGGCCAGUGGCAUCCAGCCUCUGGCCCAGGAGAUCAAGGAGCGCUUCACCUCCAGCCUGGAGCUGGUUUCCUACGCAGAGAAGGUACUCCUGAGGCUGGAGGCCGGCACGCCACCAGGCUCCGUGGGAGGACAGUCGGCUCUGCCCUGAGGAGGCAGACACCCCACGGCCUCCCGCUUCCCCGCACCUUCUCUCCCGCCCUUCUUUUCGUUGUCGGGCCCUGGAGCUGCCCGGUGAGCGGCAUUUUCCUUAGGUUUUGUGUGUGUGGGGGGGGGGGGGGGGGGUCCAGGCACCCUGGGGGCAGUGUGGAGCACCGGUGGGGCCCCGGGGGCUCGAUUUGGCAGGCUCCGCACAGACCUUGGCCCUGGACCCAUCAGCGUGGCCCUUGUGGAAAAAGCGGCCCUUUCAGACCACUCUAAACGCGGAAAGAGUAACCUCCCCACACUCCACCUCUAGUAAAAGCCCGCCUGUGUUAAAUCU
Molecule: messenger RNA, 2454 nt
Organism: Herpailurus yagouaroundi (jaguarundi)
Lineage: Eukaryota; Metazoa; Chordata; Mammalia; Carnivora; Felidae
Gene: STKLD1
Product: serine/threonine kinase like domain containing 1
Exons: 19
Coding region: 160-2124 (654 amino acids)
Biological process (GO): protein phosphorylation
Molecular function (GO): ATP binding; protein serine/threonine kinase activity
Source: RefSeq, a predicted model, not a curated record